Molecule: messenger RNA, 597 nt
Organism: Moneuplotes crassus
Lineage: Eukaryota; Ciliophora; Spirotrichea; Euplotida; Euplotidae
Source: the annotation of a GenBank genome assembly
AUGAAAUUAGAAGUAAGAAAAGGGAAAAAGAAAGGUAAGGAGUGCAGAUAGGGGGUUUUAAGAAGUUUGGAUUGAAAUUUUGUCUAGAGCAGUUGAUGGAUAAGAUUAGUAAAGUAAAAAUGAUACUUAGUUAUCAAUGAGAAGCACUUCGGUCAGCUGAAAGGAAGGUGGUCUUUAAGAAUCGCAAAUCUAAAGCUAUAAGACUGAAAAAUAAAAAUAAAACAAUAGAAAAAUAACUUUGAAGCUGACAUUGAGAGAAUGUCUGCUUUCAUUAAAAGAGCAACCUCAGCUGAUCCAAGAAUCAGGAAGGAAGCAAUAGAGACAGACAUUAACAAUACAAUAAUGUUUCUUGAUACUGAUGACAUCUCAUCCAACAUUUGUCUAAGAGAAAAAUUACAAAGAACGACCUCUUGUGACAAAUCAAAGAUUGCUAAAUAAAUAUACUGAAAAACCCUUAUUUCCCCAAAGGAAAUCUAUCUGAAAAGGAAGAGGGAGGAAUGAUACUAUUGCCCUUGUGAAGACAGGGAAAUCCUUCUUUUCAUAAAAAGAGAUCCCUUUCCUAGACUCAAAGUUAUCUAAAUCCUCUCUAUCAAGAAC